Jaminaea rosea is the source of this 3860-nucleotide messenger RNA. RefSeq names its product P-loop containing nucleoside triphosphate hydrolase protein. NCBI's taxonomy places the organism in Eukaryota, Fungi, Basidiomycota, Exobasidiomycetes, Microstromatales. The transcript is spliced from 5 exons. The record is from RefSeq and is a predicted model, not a curated record. Gene Ontology annotation, biological process: double-strand break repair via homologous recombination. Gene Ontology annotation, cellular component: nucleus; Smc5-Smc6 complex; site of double-strand break. Gene Ontology annotation, molecular function: damaged DNA binding; single-stranded DNA binding. The coding region runs from base 102 to 3677 and encodes 1191 amino acids.
CCUCGUUCCUUGACUCCCUUGCAAUCAAGUCUCGUCGUCUCCUUCAUCGAUGGCCGCCAGCUUCUAAUCAUCUCACUUCAUCAUCACCACCUCGUCGCACCAUGUCGCGCUCCAAGCGACGCUACGACGACGAUGACGAAGAUGCUGGGGGCAGCGACGCCGCCGAUGACCACAGUCUCAGCCGCGUCUCAAAGCGCAGUCGACCAUCGCGCUCUCCCUUGAGAGAGUCGACGCCUCUUCACAACAACAAUAGCAAUGGCCAAGGUACCUCACGAUCUCGACGACAGAGUCUCGCUCCCAUAGACGCAGCAAGCAUAGACGACGACGAUGACGACGACGAGGAGGAUGCCGAGGCUCAGACCUCCCACUUCCUCCCCAAGAUGGAGGCCUUCUCUCAGAGCCAGUACAACGCCUCUCGCGCUCAACAGGACGACCAAGACGACGAGGAUGACGAGAUGAACUCGCAGGAUGAGCUGGAGAACGAGGAGCAGGUAGAGCAAGAGCAGAUGGCUCAGAUUCAGCAAAUGCGAUCGCAAGCGGCACACGUCGCCGAAGCCGGAGUCAUUGAGCGCAUCGAAUUGGUCAACUUCAUGUGCCACAAGCGCCUCACCGUUCCCUUUGGACCCCAGACCAACUUCAUCAUUGGCCACAAUGGCAGUGGCAAAAGCGCCGUCCUCACAGGGAUUACAAUCGCCCUCGGAGGCAAGGCGGCAUCCACCAAUCGCGGUAGCAGUCUCAAGAGCUUCGUCAAGGAAGGAUGCAAUGCGGCCGAGGUCGUCCUCUGGAUGAAGAACAAGGGUCCCGAAGCAUUCAAGCACGACGUCUACGGCGACCGCAUCAUCAUCGAGAGGCGCAUCAAUGCCGAUGGCGGGGGGCACUGGAAGAUGAAGAAUGCCCAGAACAAGAUGGUCUCAUCGAAGCGCGACGAGCUGAAUGCCUACUGCGACCACACCAAUAUUCAAGUCGACAAUCCUAUGAACGUCCUCACCCAAGACGCGGCUAGGCAAUUCCUCAGCUCGUCCAACUCGGCCGAGAUGUACGACUUCUUCCUGCGGGGUACCCAGCUCAAGCAGCUCAGCGACGAGUACGACCUCAUCAGUGUGAACGUCAAUCGCAUCAAGCGCACCAUUGCUACCAAAGAGGAGGCCCUACCCGACUUGGAGGACGCCACGCAGGAGGCAGCUCGCAGGUACAGGCUCGUUGAGAAGCAGCAGACACAGCGAAACCGUCUCCAGACGCUCAAGAAUCAGAUGGUCUGGGCGCAAGUCACAGAGAAGCAGCGUGCUUAUGAGAAGGUCUUGGGUGCGGGUGAGAGGGCACGGCUGAAGAAGGCGAAGCUCGAGGAGGAGAUCCAGCGAUUGGAGGGCAAAUUGACCGAGCUCAGCGAAAAGGUCUCUGAGAUUGACGCACGCAACGCCGGCGAGGGCACCAAGACGCAGCCUCUCAAUGACGAGCGCGAGGUGAUCAAGGGAGAGCUCAAGACGAUGCGAGCGGACUUGAAGAAGAUCCAAGGCGAAGAGUCAGAGUAUUCGGCUCAGUAUGCGUCGUUGAGCGCGAGCGUGAAUGAUUUGACGAAGCGUAUCGAGGAGGAGACCAAAAAGCUGGCGCACGGCAACAGGGAGCGUCAUCGCGAGCACGAAGAGGCUCGACAGGCGGCAGAGGAGACGCGACGUCGGUGUGCAGAGGAGGAGGCCAGCAUUCGUGAUGAACUGCGUAGCGGCGACCCGAAGGCCAAGGAGCUCUCCGCAAAAGAGUCGCAAGCCACUGAGCAGAGGGAGCGACUCCGCAACCAGCUGCAAGAGCGUGAGCUGCUGUGUCAGCGUUUGGUGGCUGCGAGUAGAAACAGCAUCGAAGCGUUUGGGCAGGGAGUACCCCAGCUCGUUGCUGCUAUCAACAACGAGGGGCGCUGGCGCCGCAAGCCCGUAGGCCCCAUUGGCAACCACAUCAAGCUACGCGAUGCCAAGUGGACACCCGUCCUGGAAUCUGUGAUCGGCAAUACCCUCAACGCAUUUUGCGUCACCAAUCACCACGACCGUAAGCUACUCGAAGACCUCAAGAGGCGCAUCGGCUGUGGUCAAGUACCCAUCCUCACCGGCUCGGACGAGAAGUUCGACUAUACCCGCGGCGAGCCCCCGUCGGAUGUGCUGACCAUCUUGCGCGUUUUGGACGUCGAUGACGACUUUGUGCUGCGCAAGCUCGUCAAUGGCGUGCACAUUGAGUCGAGCGCACUGGUUGAGCAGCGUGUGGACGGAGACAAUCUCGUACGUCGCAACCUCCCCAACGUCAAGUUCUGCUACUCGGCGGACAUGUUCUCCAUCAAGGGAGGCGCCGUCGGCUCGUCGACUCAGACGCUCAACCCGUACCGUGGACCGCCACGCCUCUCGACGGACGUCAAGGCCAAGCUUGCAGAAGCUCAGGCCGCCUACAAUGAGACUCAGCAGGAGCUGCGUGACAUUGGCAAGGAGAUUGAAGCGAUUCAGCGAGAGCGCAACGAGGCUCAGCAGGGCGUGCGCAAGGCUCGAGAGCGACUGCAGCAGGUCAGCAGGAAGCAGCAGAAGGCGCGCGAGGAUCUGGAGAGACUUGAUGAGGAUUUACGCGCUGAUGAGCCUGCGAACGUUGCUGCGCUGGAGCAUGCUCGAAAGGAGUCACGUGAGGAGUUGGAGAAGUGUCGCGAGGGGUUUGCGGAGGUUCAAGCUCGUAAGGAGGAACUCGAGAACAAGAUCGCCCCCAAACAGGCCCGCUACAUUGAGCUGCGCGCCCUCAUCGAAGAAGCGGCCAACGCAUACGGUCAGCAACGCAUGGAGCUCGAGAAGGCCGUGGAGCGUCGCGUACAGUGUCAGCAGGAAAGCAAGGCCCGCGCUUCCAGUCUGGUCAAGAUCACAGAGGAGCUCGCCAAGAUCGAGGAAGAAGAGGAGGAGAGGAAGAACGACUGGAUGCAAGGCGAGGAGCAGGCACUACAGUACACGGAGGGAGAACGCGUUGAGGCUAGCCACUCGCACGAGUACUACGAAAAGGAGAUCCAAGCUGUUGAAAACUUACUCGAGGAGGCCAGGCGACAGGGUGGCGGCAGCUUGGAAGAAGUGGUGGCGGAGUACCGCAGCCGCCAAAAGGCCCUCGACGACGCCAAUCGCGAAAUGGAUGCGAUGAAGGCUGCGACCAGGGCCCUCAAGUCCGCCCUCAAGCGUCGCCUCGAUAUGUGGCAGCAGUUCCGCACCCAAAUCGCAGUGCGAGCUCGUGCCAUGUUCACGCACCAUCUCAGCAAUCGCGGCUACACUGGCUCUCUCAAUUUCAACCACGAUGCGCAGCGCUUGAGCAUCAAGGUCCAGAUGGAUGACCCCAUGGCGACUGGCGGGCGUAGCGGCACAGCCUCCAAGAACAAGGACCCUCGAUCCCUCUCUGGCGGCGAAAAGUCCUUUAGCACCAUUUGCCUGCUGCUCUCCCUGUGGGGCGCGAUUGGCUGCCCGAUUCGCUGUCUCGACGAGUUCGACGUCUUCAUGGAUGCGGUCAAUCGACGCAUCUCGAUGAAGAUGAUCAUCGACGAGAGCAAGACGAGCCAUAACGUGCAGUACGUGCUGAUCACGCCGCAGAAUAUGUCGAGCACGACUUUUGGGCCUGAGGUGAAUGUGCAGAGGUUGAAUGAUCCGGAGAGGGGGCAAGGGGUGCUCGCCUUCGACUAGGGCGGCGUGCGUGAAGCCGCAGCGAGGUGGGCGGCGGAGGCGCGCAACGACAUCAUCGCAACGAGCAGGGGCAAAUCACCAGCUUCUCAUCGACUCGACCGCUCCAUUUCGUCUCUCUUCUCACUCUUGUAUCCACACCAUGUUGUCACCUCUACCAUGACUCUAUCACACUAGCUCUACCCU